Erinaceus europaeus (western European hedgehog) is the source of this 1819-nucleotide messenger RNA. It is a transcript of the gene CLN6, whose product is annotated as CLN6 transmembrane ER protein. The transcript has 7 exons. The record is from RefSeq and is a predicted model, not a curated record. NCBI's taxonomy places the organism in Eukaryota, Metazoa, Chordata, Mammalia, Eulipotyphla, Erinaceidae. Bases 58 to 1011 code for a protein of 317 amino acids.
CCAAUCAGCGCCUGGCAGAGCAGCCUGGGCACGUCUCUCGCCAGCUCCACCAGCGCCAUGGAGGUGGCGGCAAGGCGGCGGCAGCACCCGGGAGGUUUGGGUUCGCAGCCGGGGGGCUCGGCCCUGCAAGCCAGGCUCAGCUCCAUCAAGGCUGAUGGCUCCGAGAACCCAGCCCCCUUCCACCUCGACCUCUGGCUCUACUUCACGCUGCAGAACUGGGUCUUGGACUUUGGGCGCCCCAUCGCCAUGCUGGUGUUCCCUCUGGAGUGGUUCCCGCUCAACAAGCCCAGCGUGGGGGACUACUUCCACAUGGCCUACAACAUCAUCACGCCCUUCCUGCUGCUCCAGCUCCUGGAGCGGUCGCCUCGCACCCCGCCACGCCCAGUCCUCUAUGUCAGCAUAAUCACCCUGAUCAUGGGCGCCAGCAUCCACCUGGUGAGCGACUCGGUGAACCACCGCCUGCUCCUGAGCGGCUACCAGAACCACCUGUCGGUCCGAGAGAACCCCAUCAUGCGGGGCCUCAAGCCCGAGACUCUGAUCGACUCCUUUGAGCUGUUGUACUAUUACGAUGAGUACCUGGGUCACUCCAUGUGGUACACCCCGUUCUUCCUCAUCCUCUUCCUGUACUUCAGCAGCUGCUUCACGCCCCACGCUGCGCCAAGCCCCGUGCCCCGGCGGGCGCUGCUCCUGGUGCCGCCCAGCGGCCUGUACUACUGGUACCUGGUGACGGAGGGCCAGAUCUUUGUGCUCUUCCUCUUCACCUUCUUCGCCAUGCUGGCCCUGGUCCUGCACCGGCGGCGCCGGCGCCUCCUCCUGGACGCCAACGGCACCUUCCUGCUGGCCUCCUUCUCGCUGGGCCUGCUGCUGGUGGCGCUCUGGGUGGCCUGGCUGUGGCGGGACCCCGCGCUCCGCAGAAGGUACCCCGGCCUCAUCUAUGUGCCCGAGCCCUGGGCCUUCUACAGCCUGCACGUCUGCGUGGGCCCCGAGGGUCACACGGAGGGGCGCGCGUGAGCGUGAGCGCCCUAGGACACGGAGCCAGCGCUCCCGGGUCUCUGGCUUUCCACGGGGCUGGACAUCGGGCAUCGUGCCCCGUACCCCCUCUCGGGGCCCUCGCCCACUCUCCCCGGCCCAUGCAGACUGGGGCACGGCUUCAGGCCACAAUGCCCCCCAGACUCUCACCCCCCUAGCCUAGCACCCCAGGUUGGGAGUGGGGAGUGUCCCCGGCCAGCACCCCUGGAGCUCUGAUCCCCGGUUCUAAGCCAAGUCUCUGGGGGGUGAGAGUUGGGGGUGGGGGGGUGGGCUUUCUGGUUACCCAUCUCAGCCGGAACCUCAGGCUUCUCCCAGCAGGGGACCCCCCACCAGCAUGGCCCCCCCUCCUGGUCUCACAGGGCUGGGGUCCUCCCUCCUCACAGGCAGGGGUCCACCUAACCUGCCCCUAGUCUGCCAGACUCUCAGGGCACUCCGUGCCUGGACUCCUUUUUCUGUCAGUCCCCAGCCCCACAGGGGGAACUGAAUAAAGAGUGUGACCCCCAAAUCACGCCCGGAGGCUUCUCACCGUGGGUGUGAACUGGGGAAGCAGGAGGGCGGGAGGGUGCCCCUGGACCUGGGCCUGGGGCUAGUCCGGAGGGGCCUGGGGCUGACCCCAGGGCGGAUAAAGGCUCAGAGAAGACGCACCCCCGGGGCUGGGGAGGCAGCGUGGUGGCUCUGUGAGACCUCCCUGCCUGAGCUCCAGUGUCUCCGAGUCAAGCCUUGGCACCACAUGGGAGCUGUGCUGUGGUGACUGUCCCUCUCUCUAAUAAAAAAACAAUGACAAAACUGA